Messenger RNA from Melampsora larici-populina 98AG31, 852 nucleotides. RefSeq lists its product as uncharacterized. The transcript is spliced from 3 exons. Lineage: Eukaryota; Fungi; Basidiomycota; Pucciniomycetes; Pucciniales; Melampsoraceae. The coding region runs from base 1 to 852 and encodes 283 amino acids. The record is from RefSeq and is a predicted model, not a curated record.
AUGAUUUUUGUAGUGGAUGAAAGCGUUUUAGGGAAGUUUGGAAAACUGGUUCGGGUGAAGGAUGAUUUGGAGUUAGAUGUCAAGGUUUCUGGAAAACGAUUGAUUUGUUUGGGUUCAUUGUUUGGUACAUCUAGAAUCAAGAUUGAUCAUCAUCGGCCGAAUGCUCAACAACAAGAGAUGAUCAGGAUGCGAAGUUUGAUUAGGAAAGCUAUGUUACCUGAUGAUUCGAUUCAUGGGAUCUUGAAGAAAAGGUCUCAAGAGAUUAUCCAUAGUUUAGGUGGUCAUCAUCAGUAUUGGUCGGUUCAUAUUAGAUUAGGUGAUAGUGUUUUUAGAUCUGAAAGUCAUUUGAGGGCCAUGAACGCUUUGGAAGGAUUAGUGACCGGUCCGAUGAACCUUAGUAUCUCUUUAUUGAACCAAGCUAUUGCAAAUGAUCAGAACCGAAUCCGAACCACCAAUCCAAGAGUUUCGAAACGGAAAUGUAGAAACAAAUUACACAAAUCAGGAUUAGGAUUAGAAAAAUUUAAUCAAAUCUUAUAUAUUGCAACCGAUUCGGUUAAUCCGUUUAGUGAAUCAUCUCUAAGACCAUUCUUUAAAGCUUUUCCAUGUGUUUCGAUCUUGAAUGAUUUCGGAUUAGGUUCAGAAUUGAAUGGAUUGAUGAAUUCGGUCGAUAAGGUUUCCUUGGGUGGUUUGUUUGCUCCUUUACUUGAUGCAAUGGUUUCGGGACAUUCGAAAGGUGUGGUAGGUACUCAAGGGUCUACUUUUAGUAGGUUUGUAGUCGAUUUGUUGUUUCCGAUGUAUCAUGAUUUACCUAUUAUUGAAAGAGUUUUUGUAUCUUUACAAUUUGUAGUUUGA